UAUAACGACGCCAGUUUUAGAUAUACUUCCUGCUUUAUCACCGAAUGAGUUUUCUAUGAUGAAACCAAGGGUAAAGUAAAUGUGUUCAUGUCAUAACACUGCAGGUCUUUCCAAGGAUGCUGCUGAUUGUAGUCAAGAACCACCCCUCCUACACAGUGACCUCUCUUCCUUUCCUCAGCCCUGACCUACAGUAGAAAAAUGAAGCAGGAAUACCAGGAUCUGAUCCUGCAGGCCUGUGGUGCGUCAUCUCUGCAGGUCGGUGCAAAGAUCCAGACCCUUUGGAGUGGCUACGGGGAGAUAGUGAGGUUACAUCUGAAGGGCUGUGACCGACCUUCUGUGGUAGUGAAACAUGUCAAGUUUCCUAAAGAGACCAAACACCCAUGUGACUGGAACUCAGAUCGCUCCCACAUGCGUAAAGUGAGGUCCUAUCAGGUGGAGACGUACUGGUACCAGAACUAUCACACCAAUCCAAAAUGUCGAACCCCAGCCUGCUUGGCUGCCUUGUCCCAGGGAGAUGAGAUGCUGAUUGUGCUGGAGGAUCUGGAUGUUGUCGGCUACGAUAAGAGGAGAACCAGUCUGAAAGACAAAGAGAUCAGGGCCUGCCUAGGCUGGCUUGCCCACUUCCAUGGUCUCUUCUUGGGUGUUGCUCCAGAGGGACUAUGGCCUGUUGGCACUUACUGGCACCUUGAAACCCGACCAGAUGAGCUGGAGGCAAUGGAUGACCUGGAGCUCAAGGCGGCUGCUGGUGACAUUGACAGGGUGCUCAGUGGCUGUCGCUUUAAGACUAUCGUUCACGGAGAUGCCAAAUUGGCCAACUUCUGUUUCUCUCAGGAUGGACAGGGUGUGGCCGCUGUAGACUUUCAGUAUGUUGGUGGAGGCUGUGGCAUAAAAGAUGUGGUGUAUUUUUUAGAAAGCUGCAUGGACGGAAGGGAGUGUGAAAAGAAGGCGUACAGUUUCCUGGAUUACUAUUUUACAGAACUGAAAUCAGCAGUGAAAAAGGAGGUGGACUUUGGUGCCCUGGAGACCGAGUGGAGGGAAAUGUUUGCAUUUGCAUGGGCAGAUUUCCAACGUUUUCUUCUUGGAUGGGAUCCUGGACACUGGAAGAUCAACCGUUACAGUAAACAAUUGACCAGGGAAGUGCUAAACAAAUUAAAAGGUUGAGCUUAAACAAAACAACAUAUUUUAAAUUCCCAGAGAAUUGUGAGUCUGAAAA
Cynoglossus semilaevis (tongue sole) is the source of this 1213-nucleotide messenger RNA. RefSeq names its product protein kinase-like domain containing (gene pkdc). Lineage: Eukaryota; Metazoa; Chordata; Actinopteri; Pleuronectiformes; Cynoglossidae. Bases 199 to 1161 code for a protein of 320 amino acids. The transcript is spliced from 3 exons. The record is from RefSeq and is a predicted model, not a curated record.